AAGCUUGCUCGACGCUUACUUUUUGACAAGAGUGCCAAUGAUGAGCAUGAGAGAAGUAUCCUGACAAAGUUGAAGCAGCAGUGUGGUGGUCAGUUCACAUCAAAGAUGGAAGGAAUGGUCACAGAUUUGACUUUGGCAAGGGAAAAUCAAACUAACUUUGAAGAGUACCUCAAAACCAAUCCAGAUGCAAGUCCUAGGAUUGACCUGACUGUUACUGUCCUAACUACUGGCUUUUGGCCUAGUUACAAGUCUUUUGACCUCAACCUCCCAACAGAAAUGCUUAAGUGUGUGGAAGUUUAUAGAGAAUUCUAUCAAACAAAAACAAAACACAGAAAACUUACAUGGAUUUAUUCAUUGGGUACUUGUAACCUCAAUGGAAAAUUUAAACCCAAAACUAUGGAGCUCAUUGUGACAACCUACGAGGCUUCUGUGCUGCUGUUUUUUAAUGCCUCAGACAGAUUAAGUUAUCAGGAAAUCAUGACUAACUUGACAGAUGAUGAUGUUGUUAGGCUACUCCAUUCUCUUUCAUGUCCAAAGUAUAAGAUUCUUAACAAAGAACCAAACAACAAAACAAUCUCUCCAACGGAUCCAUAUUAGUGCGCUUUCCAUUCCUUUUUAAUUUUUUUGGGGAAAUUACACUUCUUGACCAUUUUGAUUUUAAUUGAUGUAUUUAAAAUCUGAAUUGUUUCUAUUCUUAGGUAUGCAAUGCAUUGUUUUUUAUUUUUAAUUUUGUUUUCAAGCUUAGUUUAUUUAUUAUUUUAAUAAACAUCAAUUAUUAGUUCUUGAUAA
Messenger RNA from Camellia sinensis, 789 nucleotides. The record is from RefSeq and is a predicted model, not a curated record. NCBI's taxonomy places the organism in Eukaryota, Viridiplantae, Streptophyta, Magnoliopsida, Ericales, Theaceae.